Schistosoma haematobium is the source of this 601-nucleotide messenger RNA. It is a transcript of the gene SRP14, whose product is annotated as RNA-binding signal recognition particle subunit srp14. The record is from RefSeq and is a predicted model, not a curated record. The transcript has 4 exons. Gene Ontology annotation, molecular function: 7S RNA binding; endoplasmic reticulum signal sequence receptor activity. Lineage: Eukaryota; Metazoa; Platyhelminthes; Trematoda; Strigeidida; Schistosomatidae. Gene Ontology annotation, biological process: SRP-dependent cotranslational protein targeting to membrane. Gene Ontology annotation, cellular component: signal recognition particle, endoplasmic reticulum targeting. Bases 1 to 432 code for a protein of 143 amino acids.
AUGUACAUUGAAAGAAUUUUCAGACGUGUCGUCUGCGGAGUGUUUUCAAAUGUUUGCGCUACACUCGUCAGAAUGUUGCUGGACAAUGACACAUUCCUCACAUCCCUUCACAAGCUUUUCAAUCAGUCAAAGUCUAGCGGAUCACUGUAUAUUACAAUGAAAAGAUAUGAUGGUCGAGUUAAACCUAUUCCCAAGCGGGUUCAAAAAGUAAAGGAUGUUCAUGUAACUAACGAAAAUAGCUGUCUUCUUCGAGCUACAUUAGGAAACCAGAAAAUUAGUACUGUGGUUCACCAGAAGGACAUGAAUAGAUUCAAUCAAGCUUAUUCCAAUCUCCUGAAAGCUAAUAUUGAUGGUUUGAAAAAACGUGAUAAACGUGUAAAGUCGACAAAUAUAUCAAGUAAACUCAAUCGACCCAAGACAGAAAAAGGCUAAUGCAAUACAUAAUAUUCGGGAUUUUGACCAAUUUCAUCAUACUUAAUGUAUUUAUUUUCAGUUCUCUGUACAUAAUAUUGUAUUCAAUUUCCGGUCAUGUUGGUGAUAUAAUAAAAAUGUGUGUACCCUUAGACUUUCGUGUAAAUUAAAUAAAUGGUAAUGCUUUGUA